This is a messenger RNA of Micromonas commoda, 1017 nucleotides long. RefSeq lists its product with no specific name. The transcript is spliced from 3 exons. Bases 1 to 1017 code for a protein of 338 amino acids. NCBI's taxonomy places the organism in Eukaryota, Viridiplantae, Chlorophyta, Mamiellophyceae, Mamiellales, Mamiellaceae. The record is from RefSeq and is a predicted model, not a curated record.
AUGCUGGGGGGAACCAUCUUCGCAUCAGGCGCCGCUGUCGUUGACCAUGUUCUCUCCGAGCAGCUUUUCCAAAUUGUUGAAGAAGAGGUGUUUCGGUUGAUAGACAUAUUCGAUGCGGGCUAUGAGCUCCCGAGCAGGGCAAACGCACUGUCCUCAGGUACCUUUUGGAUGCCUAUCGAGCGCGCCGAAGAGCCUCGCUGCGCAAUUGAGUACGUCAUAUCUAAAAUGUACUCAUCGGGCGAACUCUUCCAACGCAUUGGCGUAAAAGGUAUGCAUUUUUCUGGAGUGGAGUGGUGGUUCCAGGACGUAUCGGACGGUGAACAACCAAAAACCUUUCACACUGACUGUGAUUUGCAAACUGAAGUCGAUAGGGAUGGCGUUCUAACAAGGAAAAGAAGGAAUCCGAGCAUCGGAAGUGUGCUUUACUUGUCAAGAGAGGGUGGAGCCACGGUCGCUUUUGGUCAAAGAAGGAACAUUAGCAUUGGCUCGGCAGCACUGUGUCCAAGGCUUCCGCAAGAACUUGUCGUGGUACAUCCACGUCAAAACCGACUCUUCAUGUUCGAUGGAGACCUUUUCCAUGCUGUGAUGCAUCCACAGCAUCCGGCGAUCAUGAGAGGUCAGCGGGUAACAUUACUCAUGAAUUGGUGGGUGGAUAAGCCGUAUAGUCCAGUCGCCAUUCCUAAAUCAAUUUUGACAACACUUGAAUUGGAGAGAUGUUCGCGACCAGAGACGUUUCGUCCAUCUCUCAAAGGAACUGCGCGUUCGGCUCGAUCAUAUCACGGAUGCAGAAAAUUACGCACGAGGCGUAACUUUUUUGAGGAUCUCAACGAUUGGCAAGCCCAGAAAUUGCCGCAAACUUUGGGCAAAUUUGGUCACCAAAGGGCCGUGCUCCUAAAGUACUCCAGAGAGCUUUCAUGCGAGAUGAAACGCGACUUCCGUGAUUGUGGACCAUCAAUCGAAGGCGAUGCAUCCGAUUGGCCUCAAUGGAACAUUUCCAAAGCCGAGAAUCCAUCGUGA